CAGCGUGCGACGUCUGCUCUAUCCUCCUCCACCCGCUCGUCUUCCCUCUCCUUCCUGACGCCCUCUUCCCCUCUGGCUCUUCUCUUUAGAAUCCAGGCCCGCGCUGCUCGAUUACCACCCCAGGGCACGGUCCGACAGCUCUAAAAACCCCGCGAGCGUCUAUCACUGGGGAUACUCCGCACACCCCCACGCACGCCCGCAGUCUCCGCCGCCGCCGCAGCAAUGGUUGUCUUUGACGGCCACACGUUCCUCACCGAGGAGGAGAAGCGCCUCAAGGAGGAUCGCGACCGCGUCAAGUACUGGAAGAAAUGGGGUUCCUACCUCGCAGAGCGCCAAUGGGCCACUGUUCGAGAGGACUACAGCGGUGAUGGCGAUGCUUGGAGUCACUUUUCGCACGACCACGCCCGAUCUCGCGCAUACCGUUGGGGAGAAGAUGGCAUUGCUGGUGUCUGCGACACACAUGGUCUUCAGAACAUUGCAUUCGCAUUCUGGAACGAAGAAGAUCCAUUCCUGAAAGAGCGGCUUUUCGGGCUCUCAAAUCCCCAGGGUAACCAUGGCGAGAGCAUCAAAGAAGCCCACUUCCACCUCGACAAUACCCCGGUACAUUCCUACAUGAAAUUCCUCUACAAAUACCCGCAGAAAGCUUUCCCGUACGAAGAUCUGCUCAAGACCAACGGCUCGCGUAGCAAACAAGAGCCCGAGUAUCAGCUCACCGAUACCGGCAUCUUCGAUGAGGACCGCUACUGGGACAUCUUCAUUGAGACCGCCAAGGACGAUGACGAGCCCGACGAGAUCCUUUUCCGAGUCACUGCCUGGAACAGAGGCCCCGACCCAGCCCCAUUGCACAUCAUUCCUCACGUCUGGUUCCGAAACACUUGGGCGUGGGGUCGUGAGCCCGAAGACCGCAAGCCUUCAAUCAGCGCUCAUGGCGAGAACAUGGCCAAAUCGACCCAUCACUCUCUCGGAGACCGUUAUGUCCUUUUGUCACCAUCCCCAGGUGUCGGCACCAGCGGCGAAGAUGUGCAGCCAGAGCUGAUCUUCACCGACAAUGACACCAACACCGAAUUCUUGUACGACCAGCCCAACAAGGUUCCGUACGUCAAGGACGCCUUCCACAACUACAUCGUUGGCGGGAAAAAGGAGGCUGUGAACCCAGCUCAGACAGGCACAAAGGCUGCAGCCUGGUUCUCGUUCAAUGAGUCGGGUGGUGUCGGGCCCGGUGAAUGCGCCGUCGUGCGCUUUCGCUUUUCUAAGAAGAACGACAACUACCUGGACGAAGAGGUUUUCGACGACAUCAUUGAGAAGCGCCGUGAAGAAGCCGACGACUUCUACUACCGCCUCAGCCCUCUGCCCAUGACCGACGACCUCCGCAACAUCCAGCGUCAGGCUUUUUCCGGCAUGAUGUGGUGUAAGCAAUACUACCAGUUCAUCUGGGACCAAUGGGCCAAUGGCGAUCCCGCGCAACCUCCUCCGCCGCCAGAAAGAAAGGCAAUCCGAAAUGCGCAGUGGAAGCACCUGCACAUUGACGACAUUCUCUCGAUGCCGGAUUCCUGGGAGUAUCCAUUCUUCGCCGCUUGGGACAGUGCCUUUCACUGUAUUCCUCUGGCCAUGAUUGAUCCCGACUUUGCCAAGAAGCAGAUCGACCUCUUUACAAGAGAGUGGUACCUUCACCCUAAUGGGCAACUUCCUGCCUACGAAUGGAACUUCUCGGACGUCAACCCCCCGGUACAUGCUUGGGCUACUUUCCGGGUCUUCAAGAUUGAGCGGAAACUUUAUGGCAGGCAAGAUCUUGAUUUCCUGGAGCGUGUUUUCCAGAAGCUGCUUCUCAAUUUCACGUGGUGGGUGAACCGAAAGGAUAUGGACGGCAAGAAUGUCUUCGAGGGUGGCUUCUUGGGACUCGACAACAUCGGCCUUUUCAAUCGUUCCGAGCCUCUCCCCACUGGUGGUGUCCUCGAACAGGCUGACAGCACUGGCUGGAUGGCAUUCUACUGCCUUUGCAUGCUCAACAUUGCGCUUGAGCUGGCCAAGCACCGCCGGACAUAUGAGGAUAUCGCCUCAAAGUUCUUUGAGCAUUUCAUCUUCAUUAGCGACGCCAUGACCUUCAAGGCUGGCAGCAAGGACGAGAAGUCCCUCUGGAACGAGGAGGAUGGCUUCUACUACGACGCCAUCUCUUGGGGUGGCCCGUGGAGUCAACAGCUCCCUGUGCGGUCCUUGGUCGGUCUGAUUCCGCUCUACGCGACUUUGACGCUGGAGCCGGAGCUUAUCAACAAAUUGCCAUCUUUCAAGAAGCGGGUAGAGUGGUUUAUGGAGAACCGCUGCGAUCUGGCGGAGCGGAACAUGGCCAGUAUCAGAAAGAGGGGUAAAGGCAACCGUAUCCUGCUGGCAAUGGUCAGUAAGGACAGACUGGAGAAGAUUCUGAAGCGUAUGCUCGACGAGAACGAGUUCUUUUCCGAUCACGGAAUACGCUCGCUCUCGAGGUACCACAAGGAGCACCCCUUCUCUAUGGAUGUUCACGGCCAGAAAUUCUGCGUCGGGUACGUACCUGGCGACUCGGACAGCGGACUCUUUGGCGGCAACAGCAACUGGCGAGGCCCCAUCUGGCUCGCUGUGAAUUUCCUCCUGGUCGAGUCGCUCCAGCGUUUCUACCUCUUCUACGGACGAGAUUUCCAGGUUGAGUGCCCGACAGGAUCUGGUGACUACAUGCACUUGGGUCAUGUUUCCGAGGAGAUUCAACACCGUCUACAACACUUGUUCGCUCGCGGUGACGAUGGCCGUCGUAGCAUCAAUGCGGGCAACGAUAUGCUGGACUUUGACCCUCACUGGAAGGAUCACAUGUGGUUCCAUGAGUUCUUCGACGGCGACACUGGCCGCGGACUCGGAGCUACACAUCAAUGUGGCUGGACCGGACUGAUUGCUCGUAUGAUUCAUGAUACGGGAAUCAGCUGUCGUCUCCCUCAGACUCCCAGGACGCCAGGUGUGGGCAUGUCGCACUACUUUGAUGACAUGCUCAGCCGAUCCGUGAACCUUGAUAGCCCUAAGCAAGAGAAGCCGCGCAUGCGUCGGUCGUCGACUGCCAGGUCUAUUGGUGCCCGUAGCGAUUUUGAUGUGGAGGACGAGGAUGAGACUAGGAGCAUAGUUGAUGAGCCCGAGAGCUACGAACAAAAGGCAGAGCGCGAGGCCGAGCUGCAGGAGGCCAACUCGCACAUGCACCAGUACAUCUCGGAUCAGCUGGAGCGUGUCAAGUCGAAGCAGGACCGCGAAGGCAUGAUUGCUGGCGACGAGUUCGAGGCACACGCUUCAGACUAGAGUAGUUGGUGUGUUCCUAGGUAUCCCACAUCAUCAUGGAGAGGAGGCAUUUUGGAAAAGGGAGUACUUGCAAGCAUAAAAGGAGCUUCUUGCCAUACAUACUUAAAACAGUCUCAAACAAAUUUACAGUAGAUAGAAACCAGCAUAGCAGGACACGCUCAGAUCAAAGUUCAGACCCAAAAGAUAUACAAUCCGACACAGAUCCUGACAAUGGC
Messenger RNA from Microdochium trichocladiopsis, 3521 nucleotides. RefSeq names its product family 63 glycoside hydrolase. Lineage: Eukaryota; Fungi; Ascomycota; Sordariomycetes; Xylariales; Microdochiaceae. The record is from RefSeq and is a predicted model, not a curated record. The coding region runs from base 223 to 3306 and encodes 1027 amino acids. Gene Ontology annotation, molecular function: Glc3Man9GlcNAc2 oligosaccharide glucosidase activity. Gene Ontology annotation, biological process: protein N-linked glycosylation; oligosaccharide metabolic process. Gene Ontology annotation, cellular component: endoplasmic reticulum membrane. The transcript has 8 exons.